Molecule: messenger RNA, 1656 nt
Organism: Centruroides sculpturatus (bark scorpion)
Lineage: Eukaryota; Metazoa; Arthropoda; Arachnida; Scorpiones; Buthidae
Product: carbonic anhydrase-like
Exons: 7
Coding region: 101-1141 (346 amino acids)
Cellular component (GO): plasma membrane
Molecular function (GO): zinc ion binding; carbonate dehydratase activity
Source: RefSeq, a predicted model, not a curated record
GUCAUAUAAAUGGGUAGACACAUUUAGAUGAUAGACUUUCUAUGUGUCACUGCAGGAAUUUAACAGCAUCGACAUAAGAAAAAUCCCAUUUAGGAAUUGAAUGCAUUGGAAAGAAGCGUUAAUAACCACCUUCCUGAUCACCUGCUGGAUAGCGGGGAUCGAAGGUGGUAAAGCUAAGGGACACGAUCACGAUUGGGGUUACUCUGGAAAAUUGGGUCCAGAAAAUUGGGAUGACGAAUAUCCUACCUGUGGCGGUAACAGGCAAUCCCCUAUUGACAUAGACGUCGAUAACGUAAAGAAAGACGAAAAUCUCAAAUUAAUUAAAUUUUUCGGCUACGAAACGCAUAUAAAAGAUGCUAUCUUAGAAAAUAAUGGACAUACAGCACAACUAACGUUAAAAAAUCCGGUACAGUCGAUUUCUGGUGCAGGUUUGAAUGGUACAUACAAAUUCUUGCAACUUCACUUCCAUUGGGGUCAAAAGAAUGAUGAAGGAUCAGAGCACACUAUAGAAGGAAGUGAUUAUCCUUUAGAGAUGCAUUUAGUGCAUUAUAACAGUCGCUACAAGCCGGAGGUUGCAAUUAUGAAACCAGAUGGUUUAGCAGUAUUGGGAGUAUUGUUCGAAUUGAGCAAGGAAGAUAAUAAAGAAUUAGCAUCUGUUAUCGACACGUUGGAUGAUAUUAUUCCAGAAGGAUCUUCGGCGGAAGUGAAAGAAUCGUUUGAUCUCGAUGAUUUGCUUCCAGAUGAUACUUUACCAUAUUACAGAUACGAAGGAUCUUUAACUACUCCUCCUUGCUACGAAUCCGUAAUUUGGACAGUUUUUAAACAUACGCAAACAAUUAGCGAAAGACAGCUGGAGCAAUUCCGUGCCCUGAAAGAAAAAUCGGAUGGUGAUGAUGACGAUCAGCUUGAAGAUAAUUUUAGACCAACUCAAAAAUUACACGGAAGAGUAGUGAAGAUUUCAUCAGACACGGGUGACGAACCGGAUAAAGACGAAGACGAAGGUCACGACCAUGAUGAUGACGAUGAUGACGACGACGACGACGACGACGAUGAUGAUAAGAAGAAUGACGCUAGUCAAAUAAUUCCAUCAAUUCUUUUCGUUUUAACAACUGCAUUCGAAGCUUACAAUGCUAUUUUCUAAUCGUACAAAUAGAUUUUAGCAUUAUUUUGCAUUAGUAAAGUGCCAUAUAACACAAAAAAACUGUGGAACUGUUUGAAGUCCCCUAAUCGUGAAAACACUGAAAGAUUCUUAAAACAUAUAAUAUAUAUAUAUAUAUANAAUAUAUAUAUAUAUAUAUUUUAAAAUAUAAUAUAUAAAAUGUAUUAAAUUCCGUCAUAAUCUAUUAAAAACUUAUAAAUAAACCAAAAAAUAUAAAAAUUUAUUUACUGAUUUUUGCAAUUUUUUUUUUUGUAAAGAAUUUUGAAGAUUUACUUUUUGAUUCCAGAAGGGUCGAUGUAAAUUUAUCUAAUUUCUUUUUUUUUGUUUUUAUAAAGGAAUCGAAUCCGAAUUUCUGUAAAUAAAAGGAAUUUUUUUUCUGAUAAUGUUUUAAAUGUACAGUACAAUGUUACGUCUUUGAAGUUAGUCGAGUUUAUAGUACAGUGGAAAUUAGAUAUUGUAUGGUAUAAAUCACUACUAGUGCAGAAAUAGCAGCUACA